Molecule: messenger RNA, 4836 nt
Organism: Trachemys scripta elegans
Lineage: Eukaryota; Metazoa; Chordata; Testudines; Emydidae
Gene: ATG9A
Product: autophagy related 9A
Biological process (GO): autophagy of mitochondrion; protein localization to phagophore assembly site
Cellular component (GO): autophagosome; phagophore assembly site
Source: RefSeq, a predicted model, not a curated record
CUCCCUGGCAUCACAUCGAGAACCUGGACCUCUUCUUCUCUCGCGUCUAUAACCUGCAUCAGAAGAACGGCUUUACCUGCAUGCUGAUUGGCGAGAUCUUUGAGCUCAUGCAGUUCAUUUUCGUGGUGGCCUUCACCACCUUCCUCGUCAGCUGCGUCGACUAUGACAUCCUGUUUGCCAACAAGAUGGUGAAUCACAGCCAGCACUCCAGCGAGCUCAUCAAGGUGACACUGCCAGAUGCCUUUCUGCCUCCCAGCGUGUGCAGCGCAAGAAUCCAGCAGAACGGCUUUCUCAUUUGCAUCCUGGUGAUAGCGGGGGUUUUCUGGAUCCACCGACUCAUCAAAUUUAUCUACAACAUCUGCUGCUACUGGGAGAUUCACUCCUUCUACAUCAACGCCCUCAAAAUCCCCAUGUGCAACCUGCCCUAUUACACCUGGCAGGAGGUGCAGGCUCGCAUCGUGCAGAUCCAGAAGGAGCAUCAGAUCUGCAUCCACAAGAAGGAGCUGACGGAGCUGGACAUCUACCACCGCAUCCUGCGCUUCAAGAACUACAUGGUGGCCAUGGUGAACAAGUCGCUGCUGCCCAUCCGCUUCCACCUGCCCGGGCUGGGCGACACCAUCUUCUACACCCGCGGCCUCAAGUACAACUUCGAGCUCAUCUUCUUCUGGGGGCCCGGCUCGCUCUUUGAGAACGAGUGGAGCCUCAAGGCGGAGUACAAGCGGGGCGGCAACCGCCUGGAGCUGGCCGACAAGCUGAGCGCCCGCAUCCUCUGGAUCGGCAUCGCCAACUUCAUCCUCUGCCCCCUCAUCCUCAUCUGGCAGAUCCUCUAUGCCUUCUUCAGCUACACUGAGAUCCUGAAGCGGGAGCCAGGCAGCCUGGGCGCCCGCUGCUGGUCGCUCUACGGCCGCUGCUACUUGCGCCACUUCAACGAGCUGGACCACGAGCUGCACUCACGCCUCAGCAAGGGCUACAAGCCAGCCUCCAAGUACAUGAACUGCUUCAUCUCCCCCCUGCUCACCAUCGUGGCCAAGAACGUGGCCUUCUUCGCCGGCUCCAUCCUGGCCGUGCUCAUCGCCCUCACCAUCUACGACGAGGACGUGCUGGCCGUGGAGCACGUCCUCACCACCGUCACCCUGCUGGGCGUGGGCGUCACCGUCUGCCGGUCCUUCAUCCCAGACCAGCACCUGGUGUUCUGCCCAGAGCAGCUGCUGCGGGUGAUCCUGGCACACAUCCACUACAUGCCCGACCACUGGCAGGCCAACGCCCACCGCUACGAGACCCGGGACGAGUUUUCUCAGCUCUUCCAGUACAAAGCGGUGUUCAUCCUGGAGGAGCUCCUCAGCCCCAUCGUUACCCCCUUGAUCCUCAUCUUCUGCCUGCGGCCCAAGUCCCUGGAGAUCAUCGACUUCUUCCGGAACUUCACCGUGGAGGUGGUGGGCGUGGGCGACACCUGCUCUUUCGCGCAGAUGGACGUGCGCCAGCACGGGCACCCGGCGUGGAUGUCAGCGGGGAAGACUGAGGCCUCCAUCUACCAGCAGGCCGAGGAUGGCAAGACUGAGCUGUCCCUCAUGCACUUCGCCAUCACCAACCCCAAGUGGCAGCCGCCCCGCGAGAGCACGGCCUUCAUCGGCUUCCUCAAGGAGCGCGUGCUGCGCGACAGCAGCGUGGCGCUGGCCCAGCAGGCCGUGCUGCCUGACAACGCCCUCUUCACCUCCAUCCAGUCCCUGCAGUCGGAGUCCGAGCCUCACAGCCUGAUUGCCAAUGCGAUCGCGGGCUCCUCGGCCCUGGGGUACGCGAGCCAUGAGCUGCAGGCCUCCCGCCAGCUCUCCGAGGUGGCCUCUGCCCUGCGCUCCUUCUCCCCGCUCCAGUCUGCCCAGCAAACUCACAGCGGCUUCCAGACGUCCGGGUCCCACGUGGAGGGGGCACCGCCCCGGGCCCACAGCACCAUGACGGCUUCUGGCACAGAUGCCAGAACAGCAAGCUCCGGGAGCAGCGCCUGGGAGGGCCAGUUACAGAGCCUGAUCCUGUCCGAAUACGCCUCCACCGAGAUGAGCCUGCACGCACUCUACAUGCACGAGUUGCACAAGCAGCACACGCAGACAGAGCCCGAGCGACACGUGUGGCACCGGCGGGAGAGCGACGAGAGCGGGGAGAGUGCCCCAGAGGAGCCGGAUGCUCAGAAGGGCGCCCCCGCCGCCAUCCCCCGCUCUGCCAGCUAUCCCUUCUCCUCGCCACGCCAGGCAGUGGAGGAGUUGGCCACCCUGCAGACGGGCUUCCAGCGCCGAUACGGCGGCAUCACAGAUCCGGGCACAGUGCACAGAGCCCCGUCGCACUUCUCCCGCCUGCCUCUAGGGGGCUGGGCUGAGGAUGGACAGUCGGCCCGACAUCCGGAGCCGGUUCCAGAGGAGAGCUCGGAGGAUGAGCUCCCGCCUCAGAUACACAAGGUGUAGCUCUGGGGGCUGAGGAUCUCGUGGGAUUCUGGACUCUGGACCAGCCUGGGCAGCAGGACCCGGGGUCCCGGCCCCCUCCCCUGUCCCGCAGAGGUGGGGCGGGCAGAGGUGCCUAGCGCUGGCGUUCAUGCCGAAGGGACAGAACCACCACGUCAGCGUCUUGCAGUGGAAGCUUCUGUACAGACGUGUGUCAAGCCAACAUCACUCUGACUUGUACUCAUGUUGGGUGAAUGCGUGUGUGAGUACAUCCGUGUAUCCGUGUCCGCAUAUGUGUUGUCCGUGUUGGAGGGAAUCGGCCGAGAGCUGCACGGAGCACCGCAGAGCCUGCGCGAGGCCAACGACCCGCGGCUGGCAGGGGAGAGCUCCGCGGGUUCCCGCUGCCUGCGGGAGAAGCUACUGUGGAGUCCCUGAGCAGAGCCAGCGACGCCUCUUCCACAGUCCAAAUAAAGACCCUCCUUCGAGCUGCAGGGCCCGGCCCGGGUUCCCGCGGGGGAGGGACGCAUCAGAAUCUAUUUUUGUAAGAAGGGUGGAGAGUUGGGUUCCCCCGAGGGGGAGCGUGCUGGGCGCCCGCCCACAAAGCCCAUGCGGCUCCGUGUGUCCUGUCCGUGGGGCGGGGGCUCCCACUGCUCCUGGCCCAGUGCUCCCCCCAGGUGAUCCCACACCCCACUUGCUGCUAUUGGCCGUGGGCCCUGGCCCCUCUAGCCUCAGAGCGCAGACAGCCUGGGCAGCAGCAGAGUGAGCCCCCCCGCGCUGCCCCCUCCUGGCGUGCCAAAGCCCUGCUGUCUCGGGGCUAGAGCGGAGCUCCGUCUCCAGGGCCUCUGCUGACCCUGCCGCCCAUCCUGGCCCUGGCCCUCUGGGAGCUCCACCAAGGCCCCCUCCAGCAGCCUCCCCUUGGACGGCAGAGCAGGGGGGACAGGCCCCCAGUCAACACUAACGUAGCAGGUGACUCAAGGAGCUUUGUUCCCCCUUUCCCCCUCCCUGCUGCGCUGGGGAAGUCUGGCCUGGGCCCCUAGCCUGGGACAGGCUGUGCCUCCCUCCUUAUAAAUCAUUAGCGCCUGGAUGGCCAGUCACAGCACGGGGAGUGGGCGGCUUCGGCCAAUCAGAGUACAGCUCUGCUAGGUUAUUGAGUGACAGCGGCAGCUCCCAGAGGCCAGGCUGCCUGCUAACCCCUUCUCCCUGCAUACACAACUGACAAUCGCCCCCCCAGCCCCGCUCCUGUAGGCCUCAGGCCGGGGCCCCUGCUCCCACAGCGCUGAGCACCUCCUAGGAGCCCGACCGCCGCGCUCCUUGCCAGAGCCAGUGCUAGGGGUCGGCCCCAUGGUGCUCUGCACUGUACCCCUGGGGGGCAGGACGCGUGGGUCUCUCCAGCUCUGCCACUGGCUUCCUGUGUGAUGGGGGGCGGAGCUCUUGGCUGACUAAAGCAGGGCUGAGGCGGCUCCCCUGCGGCCUGGGCCGCUCUGGCAUCCUGCCUGUCAGGCAGAGCACUGACUAUUCCGGCCGGGGGGGCUCUGCUGCCUGUUCCUUUAAUGCCCCCGCCCGGUUCUCCUGAAGGGGCUUGGGACCCCCUGCCUCUCCGUGGUGCAAGCCCUGAGCUUUCUAGCCCAGCCUAUUGGUGCUUUACAGGUUUGAUGAGGGACAAAAUGCUUCAGUGGCCUUUGAAACAGGGCAAGUCUCCAGCAAACCAGCGCCAGGCCGGCCCCUCUCUGCCCUGGGGCCUAGAACACACAGACCUCAGGCUCCCUUCGCAGCAGGAACCAGGCAUGGCCGGAGCACUGCCCGCUGGGCUGCUGCCCUCUGCAGAGGUGCAGCCCUGUGAGAUGGCAGAGCCCAGCGGGCAAUUAGUUCUGUCUCAGGCCAGUGUGGCUGGGGCUACAUGCUGGGAAAUGUAGUCUCCAUGGGUCGCACCUCUGCAUUAAGGGCUGGGUGACGGCCCUCGGCUGUGCUCUGUACAAACUGGUGGGCAGAGCUUGUCCCCCUGCCGCCAAGGCUCUCUUGGGGGAUGCACUCAGCCUGGAGCUCCUGUUCUUAUCACAGAGCGUCUCCACGCCUGAGCCACAGCCCCCAGGUGAGAGCUCUGAGCCCCGAGCAACGCUGGGCCUUUCUGAAGGGGGGGCUGGCAGCUGCUCCAGGCUGCAGCUCCUAGAGGUGGGGGCAGGGAGGCGAGGCCUGGAGCAGCCGGAGAACCUUGCCACGUGCUGUGCUUGUGUCUGUCCGUCUCCUGUGUGCCCGUGUGCAUGGCAAGCUGCCCUCCCCCUCCUGUUCCGUGUGUGACACCAGCGAGGGGGGUGCGGGCGCGGAGCUCUUUGGGAAUGUGCUGGCUAGCUGAGCUCGCGCCCCUCGCUAUACAGCUACAGAGCCAUUUAAUAAAGAGGGGGCAUUUCAUUCA